CCCAUUAAGUGCCACCCAUCAGUGCUGCCAGUCAGUUGUGUCAUCAGUACUGCAGCCAGUCAGUGCCAUCAGUCAGUGCUGGAUAAAGUGACAAGUGCCACCAUCAGUGACCAUCAUUGCUGCAUAUCAGUGCAGCAUCAUCAGUGCCUCCUCAUCAAUGCCCACCAGUGCUGCCUCAUCAGUGCCACCACAUCAGUGCAGCCUAUCAGUGCUGCCUAUCUAUGCCACCACAUCAGUGCCCAUCAUGCCCACCAGUGCACAUCAAUGCCACAUAUCAGUGCCCAUCUGAGCUGCCUUUCAGUGCUGCCUAGCAGUGCCCAUCAGUGACGCCUAACAGUUCCAGUCAGUGCCGUCUAUCUGUGCCAUAUAUGAGUGCUGCCUUGCAGUGCCCAUCAGUGAUGCCUAUCAGUGCCUCCUCAUCAGUGCCCACCAUCAGUGCAGCCUAUCCGUGUCCAUCACUGC
Staurois parvus is the source of this 462-nucleotide messenger RNA. Lineage: Eukaryota; Metazoa; Chordata; Amphibia; Anura; Ranidae. The record is from the annotation of a GenBank genome assembly.